CAUCAGAGAAUCCACACACAGGAGACACCCUACAAAUGCAGUGAGUGUGGGAAAACCUUCAAUCGCAGCUCCCACCUUAUUAGGCAUCAAACAAUCCACAGAGGAGAGAGGCUCUAUGAAUGCCGUGAGUGUGGGAAAUGCUUCACUAGCAGCUCAAACCUUUCUAAACAUCAGAGAAUCCACACAGGGGAUAGGCCCUUUGAAUGCCGUGAGUGUGGGAAAAACUUCACUCACAGAUCAGACCUUUCUAGACAUCAGAGGAUCCACACAGGGGAGAGACCCUAUGAAUGCAGUGAGUGUGGGAAAAACUUCACUCACAAAUCAGCCCUUUCUGUUCAUCAGAGAAUCCACAGAAGGGAGAGGCCCUAUGAAUGCAGUGUGUGUAGGAAAAGCUUCACUCACAGAUCAGACCUUUCUAGACAUCAGAGGAUCCACACAGGGGAGAGGCCCUGUGAAUGCAGUGAGUGUGGGAAAAACUUCACUCACAGAUCAGCCCUUUCUGUUCAUCGGAGAAUCCACACAGGGGAGAGGCCCUUUGAAUGCCGUGAGUGUAGGAAACAUUUCAGUCACAAAUCAGCCCUUUCUGUUCAUCAGAGAAUCCACACAGGGGACAGGCCCUAUGAAUGCAGAGAGUGCGGGAAAACCUUCAAUCACCGCUCAAACCUUAUUACCCAUCAGAGGAUCCACACAGGGGAGAGGCCCUAUAAAUGCUGUGAGUGUGGAAAAUGCUUCACUAAGAGUUCAGCCCUUUCUGAACAUCAGAGAAUCCACACAGGGGAGAGGCCCUAUGAAUGCCGUGAGUGUAGGAAAACCUUCAAUCGCAGCUCAACCCAUGUUAGCCAUCAGAGAAUCUGCAAGGGAGAUCAACAUUGGCUGUGUAACUACUGUGGGAAAAACUUCCAUUACCGCUCAGCCCUUAUUCGACAUGAGAUAAUCCACACGAAAGAGAGACCCUACGAAUGCUGUGAGUGUGGGAAAAGCUUCAAUCAUACCUCAGCCCUUAGUAGGCAUCAGCGAAUACACAGAGGAGACAAACCCUAUGAAUGCUGUGAGUGCGGGAAAAGCUUCACUCAGAGAUAUACCCUUAACUCUCAUCAGAAAAUCCACACAGAAGAGCGACCCUACGAAUGCUGCAAGUGCGGGAAAAGCUUC
Molecule: messenger RNA, 1152 nt
Organism: Mauremys mutica (yellowpond turtle)
Lineage: Eukaryota; Metazoa; Chordata; Testudines; Geoemydidae
Product: zinc finger protein 135-like
Exons: 3
Biological process (GO): regulation of transcription by RNA polymerase II
Cellular component (GO): nucleus
Molecular function (GO): DNA-binding transcription factor activity, RNA polymerase II-specific; RNA polymerase II transcription regulatory region sequence-specific DNA binding
Source: RefSeq, a predicted model, not a curated record